GUUCUCCAUUUGAGCUCUCUUUUCAAAUUCAACCGGCACUCUCGCUGCUUAGCUUUGUUCUCCAUUCCCACAGCCACACAGAGCGUCCAGGACCCCAGAAUCUCCAUCUUUUCGCCCCCCCGUCUAUUCUCUUCGAUUUUGAAUCCCCUUAUUCUUCUUCCAGGGCGCCAACAUAGUUUUCCCUUUAGAAACUUCAAGGAAAGUGUCGCCGAGAAUCGCUCAAGAUUAUCGGAAUCCAUCCCAAUAAUUCUCCUUCGGCUUCUCCUUUAAGCCCUAUUGCUCUCACUCGGGUUUUUCGCUCCUCCAGCGGUUUCUUUCUCCGCCCCAUCAUGUUAAAAGCUCCUCUUUUCUCUUUAUUCCAAUCUCUUUCUCUUCGGUUCCCGUUUCUUCACUGACCCCCUCCCAUUUCAUUAAUACUAUCAUUAUUGCUUUUCUUCUUCCCAUCCCCUCCCACCUUUGUGUGUCUUUUUGGCAGAUUUAUCAACAAAAGACCUUUGGAGUGCUCCUCUUAAAGUUUCAGUCUUCUUCUUCACGGUUCUAUUUUAUUCCAAAGGCCGGGUCUAUUUGUUUCGCCCAGAAUACGCUCUGCUUGGGAUGGAAAUCAUGGAACAGAGUAUCCUAUGCAAAUACACUGUCCACGAAAGUGUCACCAAGAAGUACACCAAGCCGGGUGCGGCCAACAAGGCUGCCGAUGUUCACAGUCCCAUAGAGCCCAGAGUGGUACGGAUAUCUGUCACCGAUCCAGACGCCACUGACUCCUCCAGCGAUGAGGAAGGAGAGUACUGCUUUAGUCGACAGAGAGUGAAGCGUUAUGUGAACCAGGUUAACAUCGAACCGAGCUGCAGGAGCUCGGUGACUUCCAAUCCGCGGAAGAGGCCCGCAGGAGAAAGUCAAGCCUGCCGGCGGCCGGUUAAGGUUUCUUCUACAAAUAACGGAAGGAAGUUCCGAGGAGUACGACAAAGACCUUGGGGGAAAUGGGCGGCGGAGAUUCGAGAUCCCGCUCGUCGUGUACGCGUGUGGUUGGGCACCUUCGACACUGCAGAGGAAGCGGCUAUGGUGUAUGACAAUGCAGCAAUUAAGAUACGUGGACCAGACGCGUUGACAAACUUCGUGACCCCGCCGCCGAGGGAGAAGCCGGAAGAAGCAGAAGUGGCGGUGAAGCCGGAAAUGAAUGUAGUGGUGAAGUCGGAAGCGUCGGGCUCCGGCUACGAUUCCGGCGACGAAUCACAUCGUCUGCCAUCUCCCACGUCAGUGCUGCAAUUCAGAAGCAAUUGCAGCGAAGAGACCGAACCGCAGAAGGCAAGCGAACCUGAAAAAGAGAGUGAGGCCGAGACGGAGACAGCCGAAGUGGAAGGUGUGUUUCGGGAGUGUGAAGGCGAAACGAGUAUGCCAGAUGAGAAGGUGGACUAUUUCGGGUUCGACACGCAGAACGAGGAUUACUUCGGGUUCGAUAUGCCAAAUUGGGAGCAGGUGUUCGACUUCUCGACGCCAGAACCGGAAUACUCAUUAAUGUUCGAAGAAAGCCCUCCGUUUCUGGGGGAGACGACGGCGAUGUUACCGGAGGAAGAUUUCAGAGUGGACGAUAUGAUCGUGGGGGAGGCAGAGUUGGAGUUGGAGUUGGAGAAGUCAUUCUCGCCGUCGACGCCGUGCCAAAUGGACGAUUACUUCCAAGACAUACUGUCGGGUUCGGACCCUCUGGUGGUGCUGUGAGGGGGGUCACUCAGGGAGUGGAGUGUGAGUUCCGCGUAUUGCCGCCGUCCCUCGCCACAUUUUGCUCCGGUGGCAGCCAUAAAUAUGAGCAUUUUCAAAUAUUAUAUUUAUUAUUUGUCUCUGAAAUCUCCGAGAUAAAUAGCAAACGGAGAUAGUCGAGUGAAGUUUUGUUUAAGAUUUGUAUUUGACACUGUUGGUUGCUUAAUAACUAGCCUAUGUUGAGAGUGUAACAUAUUGUCCCCGCAACUAUGAAUCCAAAAAUGUAUUGAGUCGUUC
This is a messenger RNA of Neltuma alba, 1986 nucleotides long. Its product is annotated as ethylene-responsive transcription factor CRF4-like. NCBI's taxonomy places the organism in Eukaryota, Viridiplantae, Streptophyta, Magnoliopsida, Fabales, Fabaceae. Gene Ontology annotation, molecular function: DNA binding; DNA-binding transcription factor activity. The record is from RefSeq and is a predicted model, not a curated record. Gene Ontology annotation, biological process: regulation of DNA-templated transcription. The coding region runs from base 595 to 1710 and encodes 371 amino acids. The transcript has a single exon.